AUGACAGACACCAUCACGCCUGAAACUUGUCAACAGACUCCCUCUACCGAAGCCAACAAUGACAUAGACAAUGACAGUAUCCAUGAGUCUGUCCACCAAAACACUCCCGCUUCGGCUCAAGCGCAAGUUGCCUCAAGUACUGGGGAAUUCGAACAUCUCUUUAGAACCGAGGAUACAAAUGAUCAACCCACGACAACCCGCAGAGAGUUAUGGUCCUACUAUCUGUACUAUAACGGCGACAAUGGAGUUGGCCCGGGAUCCUAUACUCAGACACUGUUUCAAUGGGCAUUGAACGGUGCAGGCUGGCAACCAGGCACAAAUCCCCGCAAGCCAUGUACGAAUACAUCUCCCUGUGUCGUUCCUUGGGCCGGAGGACCUCGAUCAGUUUCCUCGGUUGUGCUCAUUGCCAAUGGUCUCAGCUUCGCAUUCAUGACCAUAACAUUCGUUUGGCUCGGAAGUGCAGCCGACUAUGGCUCAUUUGGUCGCUGGUUACUUCUAGGACUGACAGUAGUGUGCUGGGCCAUGCAAUAUGGCAUGAUGUCAGUCAGUCAUCCCAGUCAAUGGCCAACAGCUAUGGGGCUGUACAUAGUUUCAUAUGUAGCAUAUGGCGCAACCCUGGUCUUCUACGCAGCCGUCUUCCCCCGACUCGCGCGCUAUAUGCCGCAUGUUCGCAGAGCGCGAGAGGAGGACCUGAAAGAGGGUAGGAUCAACCAGCAAGAGUACGAUGCCAUUGAAUCUUUGGAGAGGAACCAUAUCAGCAAUGUUUCAACCGCCCACAGCAACAUUGGAUAUCUAGCCGUACUGGUUCUCAAUCUGAGUAUUCUUCUGCCGUUGCAGAAAAACAGUUAUUCGAACAACCUCGCUCUGUGUUUGACAAACUCAUAUUGGGUUAUCCUGGGAAUGUGGUGGUUUGUUUUCCAGCAGAGACGCCCCGGUCCCAAAGUCCCAGAAGGCUCAAACUAUGCAACCAUCGGGGUCAAGCAAAUUUGGCUUGCCCUUCGUAAGGUCCGGUCUCUACCGCAGACCUUCCUGUACUUUGUUGCCUACUUUCUCCUCGCCGAUGGGCUCAAUACAACCGGGACACUGGUAUCAAUAAUUCAAAACGACAUGUUCUCGUUCUCGUUCCUUCAGAUAACGUAUCUCGGGAUCACCCAAGCAAUAUGCUCGAUUGUAUCGACAUUUGGCUGCUGGUAUAUCCAAAGUUACUUCAAGAUCAGGACGAAGCGCAUGUUCCUCGUCACAAAUUUCUUCACCGUGCUGAUUCCCUUAUGGGGCAUGUUGGGCCUAUGGACAAAUCGCGUUGGCUAUCAUCACCGUUGGGAGUUCUACUUUUACAAUGUCGUCUUUGGCUUAUUUCAAGCUCCAUAUUACGCGUAUGCUCAGACAAUGAUCAGUGAGCUCAUGCCUCCCGGCUACGACAACAUGUUCUUUGCCUUAUUUGGAAUCACCAAUCGCGCUUCAUCCAUCAUCGGCCCCAACGUCGUCCAAGCCAUCAUCAACGACACCCAGAGCAACUGGAUGGGCUUCCCUUUCUUAUUUGCGAUUUGCACUGCAGCCAUGAUCGGGGUUGCUUUUGUGGAUGUCGAGAAAGGACGGGCGGACGGGAAGCGCUUUGCGCAAGAACACACCAUUGCUCGUGUCCCUGACGAGGGCGAAGUGGAGGGGGCAGGGAAAGAUGGCGUAACAACCCGCGUUGAGCAUGGAGAACAGAGUGGAAAUUAA
This is a messenger RNA of Aspergillus heteromorphus CBS 117.55, 1722 nucleotides long. RefSeq lists its product as uncharacterized. NCBI's taxonomy places the organism in Eukaryota, Fungi, Ascomycota, Eurotiomycetes, Eurotiales, Aspergillaceae. Bases 1 to 1722 code for a protein of 573 amino acids. The transcript is spliced from 9 exons. The record is from RefSeq and is a predicted model, not a curated record. Gene Ontology annotation, biological process: amino acid transmembrane export from vacuole.